Messenger RNA from Labrus bergylta (ballan wrasse), 2127 nucleotides. RefSeq lists its product as uncharacterized. The record is from RefSeq and is a predicted model, not a curated record. Gene Ontology annotation, cellular component: nucleus. Gene Ontology annotation, molecular function: NAD+-protein mono-ADP-ribosyltransferase activity; metal ion binding; NAD+ poly-ADP-ribosyltransferase activity. Lineage: Eukaryota; Metazoa; Chordata; Actinopteri; Labriformes; Labridae.
ACUUGUAGGUGUGGCUGACUGACUUAUAUAAUAAAGGGUAAAAACGAAACGAGUUAAACGAAAGUGCUGCAAACGACAGGAUGGCGACAGCUCGUUCGUUCUCAGAAGAGGAGAACCCCUCUGACUGUGAGUUUGAUGCCAGCGAGGAGUCUGACAGUGACGAUAACACAGAUGAAGAGUCUGAUCCUCAGGUCAAUGGGCGCGAGCCCUGCAAGUUCUACAACAAGGGGCGCUGUCGGGAUGGUACAAAUUGCCAAUACUUGCACAUGUGCAAAUACGCCCUGAAAGGAAACUGUCACUACGGCUCCAGGUGUAAACUGAACCACCCCAGAGAGAGGAGGGCGUCCUCUGGAGCGAGACACCGCUCAACAUCUACAGAGCCUAAGCUUACUGACGGCCGGUUCUACCAGUGGCAGCUGAAUGCUGGAAAUAACUGGUUGGACAUUGAAAAUGAUCACAUUAUCGAGGCGCAGUACUCUCUACCCCACACCAAAAGCAUUAAACUCUACAACACACAAUACGGGGCAGUGAGUAUAGACUUUAAAAGACUGAAGGUGUAUGGAAAGAAUCUGAGAGUGAGACGUCUGGAUGAUGGAAACACCGAGUGGAUCUGGUUCUGCACCUUGCGUCGUAAGUGGAAGAAGUAUGGAGACAAGGAUUCAAAGGGAAACCCCAGUCCUGUGAAGAGCUCCGACGUCGAGAAUAAGUUCCAGAGUAACCCAACCGGCUCUUACACAUUCAACAUUGGUGCUGAGACUUUUGAGAUCAAAUUUAAAGACAUGCGACAGGUGGGUCAAAAUGGAAAGAGAAAAGUGACUCGCCGACCGCUGUACCGACAAAAGCAAGUUGCAGCAGCAGCAGCAGCAAGGAAUAAAUGUACCGGGCUACACGCCCAAGCUAACUACAAGCAGAAAAAGGAGAAAACAGCCCGAGGGUCCAACGGACCAACCGGGCCGGACAACACAUCAAUGAGCAGCCCUGAAAAGACAAAGGACCAAAGGAUCCUGAGAGAAUGCAGCUGUGGGUGGUCCAAAGUAACAACUUACCUGGGACUGCGUGUCCACCAGGGGAAGGCAAAGUGUGUCGGCAACGAUCAGCAAGUUUCUACACUCGCCUCAGUUCUCCAGAACAUUCCUCUGAGCAAUCCACAAUGGCAGUUUGAGGGAAAAAAUGGAGCAUGGUACAUUUUCAAACACAGGCAGAGGGGCACUUCAACUGAGUGCUCAGUAUCCAGCGAUGACAUUGAGAGGAAGUACCAGCAGGACACCACCGGCACCAUGCGCUUCAAUGUGAACACUCAGUCCUACGAGCUGAACUUCCAAGCAAUGACCCAAACCAACCUCCAGAACAGAAGUUCACGCACCAUCAGACGUGUGCUUGUAUGAGCAUGAAGGAAGAUUUUGUGGACCUCAGGGAGAAAGUCUACAUCCGUUAAAAAAAAAAAAAAAAUCUAUCUUUGUUGUUUGGGACGUAUUGUUUUUAUUGUUUACGUGUUACAUGUUAACCUCUUUAAACAGAGUAUAAUACUCUCUUUACAUAAGGAAGUAGUUUAGCAUGAGGAUGACGGAUACUGAAGCCUUUAUUUUUAUUACUUUUAUUCAGCUGCCAAUUGUCUGUUUAGCCAAAAGGGCUGUGAAGUGUACACACUACAACUCAAAGCUGCCUUACAAACGGUGACUCAGGUACUGUGCCAAACUGUUCUUCCCGCUCAUUGCCUUACCAAAGAGAUCGGUUACAUUUAUUGAUGUGAUGAAACAAAAGAACAAGCACACCUGAAAACAUUGGACGAAAAAUCUGAUGUUUCAUCUAUGCAGUAUGAUAUGUAUCAACCAUAAGUAUCAACACACUCUUCUGCAGAACAAAUGAAGUUGCCACCAGAUUGAAUGCAAAUGUUUGCGCCUUUCUGAACAGCAUUAUACUGCCUCUGAACACUUUCAAUCUUUAUGUCAGUGGGUUAAACGAUUCUCCAGAAAAGGGUUUUAUUGUUGACUUUGAUAACAGGUCUGCCAUCCUUCUUUAGUGUCCAUUAUUGUUUCCUAGGUCUUAAGAUUUACUUAACUUUACUUAACAAACCAAAGAGCUCUGUAUUGCGCCGAAACUUGAAAUAAAAUGAAAUAUUAAAACAUU